CAUGGUCGUGCAUGUUUUUUUGUACAGAGAAAUUGAGUUACCUCUUCAUGAUAAUGGCAUCGAACCAGUGGAGUUCCUAAAAAGCAUGGGCAUUUCUCUCACUCCACUAAAUGAGUUCAGCACGGGAGACACCAGAAGGGAGCACAAAGGCGCGUGCCGGAUGAAACUUGUGGCGGAGGUGAGACAAACGCUGGAUGAGGAGGAAGUGGUGCCUCAUGCGGUGCAGCUUAUCUCCCCUCCCUUUCUGGGGAGGACCGUGCUCAUGGCAGGCCCUGCCAAGUUUGGAAUGGACCUGACCAAGCGAGAACAUGGCGUAAGAUUUCCCAUGGCGCAAUCAUGGAUGCGCCGCAACACGUUUUACACGCUGUUUAAAUAGGACAUGUUUUAGAUU
This is a messenger RNA of Hippocampus comes (tiger tail seahorse), 391 nucleotides long. Its product is annotated as ER degradation-enhancing alpha-mannosidase-like protein 3. The record is from RefSeq and is a predicted model, not a curated record. NCBI's taxonomy places the organism in Eukaryota, Metazoa, Chordata, Actinopteri, Syngnathiformes, Syngnathidae. The transcript is spliced from 2 exons. Bases 2 to 376 code for a protein of 124 amino acids.